Messenger RNA from Lachnellula hyalina, 1188 nucleotides. RefSeq names its product Replication factor C subunit (gene RFC3). NCBI's taxonomy places the organism in Eukaryota, Fungi, Ascomycota, Leotiomycetes, Helotiales, Lachnaceae. Gene Ontology annotation, biological process: DNA repair; DNA-templated DNA replication. Gene Ontology annotation, cellular component: Ctf18 RFC-like complex; nucleus; Rad17 RFC-like complex. The record is from RefSeq and is a predicted model, not a curated record. The transcript is spliced from 4 exons. The coding region runs from base 1 to 1188 and encodes 395 amino acids. Gene Ontology annotation, molecular function: ATP binding; DNA clamp loader activity; DNA binding.
AUGUCAGACUACGAAGAUGAGAUGGAUAUUGACACGCCUGCGGCCAAUGAUGCCAUUCUUUUCAGCUCGGAAAAUAUCAAUUCAAAGGGCAAGAGAAGCGCGGCAAAUCUCCCAGUCGAGGCAGAAGACAGCUUACCAUGGGUUGAGAAAUACCGUCCAGAUACCCUCGAAGACGUCUCGGGCCACCAAGACAUUCUCGCAACGAUCAACAAGUUUGUAGAUACAAAUAGGCUCCCCCACCUUCUUCUAUAUGGCCCUCCAGGAACCGGAAAAACAUCUACAGUCCUCGCCCUUGCCCGACGGAUCUAUGGAGCAAAGAAUAUGCGGCAAAUGGUCCUGGAAUUGAACGCUUCUGACGACCGUGGUAUUGAUGUAGUGCGCGAACAGAUCAAGACGUUUGCUAGCACAAAGCAGAUCUUCAUAAUGAAUCCAACAAACAACCCGGCGACCUCGAUUGCGACAUACAAGCUUAUUAUUUUGGACGAGGCUGAUGCGAUGACAUCGACGGCACAGAUGGCUUUGAGACGAAUUAUGGAGAAAUACACGGCAAAUACGAGAUUUUGCGUUAUUGCGAAUUAUACACACAAACUCAGUCCGGCGCUGCUGAGUCGAUGCACGAGAUUCAGGUUCAGUCCGCUGAAGGAGAGGGAUAUACGAGUACUGGUGGACAAGGUCAUUACGGAGGAGAAAGUCAAUAUCAGUCCGGAUGCUACAGAUUCGUUGGUGAAGUUGAGCAAGGGUGAUAUGAGAAGAGCUUUGAACGUUUUGCAAGCGUGUCAUGCAAGCAGUACCCCGCUGCAUAUCAAAGGCACCCCCAAAAUUGCCGAGAAGGACAUCGUCCGAGACCUGAUUACCGAAACUACAAUCUACGAAUGUAUCGCGUCCCCACACCCAGAAGAUAUCACCAAAAUCCUCAACACCCUUUUGAAGACCACCGAUGUCACAUCCUGCCUCUCAACCAUCAACUCCCUCAAAGCAACCCAGGGACUGGCCCUAGCAGACAUCAUUACCUCGCUCAGCGAAGAGCUCACGAAACUGGAUGUCCCGCCAGCGGUCAUGAUCACAUGGCUAGACGGUUUGGCUGAAGUGGAAUACAGGCUGAGCGGCGGAGGUGGAGAGGUCGUACAGACAGGCGCUGUGGUUGGUGUUGUACGGAAUGGUGCUGAGCUUAUCGGUGAGGUGAAAUGA